Messenger RNA from Macrosiphum euphorbiae (potato aphid), 858 nucleotides. Lineage: Eukaryota; Metazoa; Arthropoda; Insecta; Hemiptera; Aphididae. The record is from the annotation of a GenBank genome assembly.
AUGGCACAAAUUCCCGAAUGUCCGGAAAGUCUAAAGAAGAUUCAACAUCAUCUAAAAAUCGCUUUAGAACAUGAUUCUAAAGAUCCAGUUAUCAGUUAUUGGUGUCGGCUAUAUGCCCUGCAAGCUGCAUUGACCUUAGACAAAUCAUCGAAAGACGCGAAAAUGUUUUUAGUGUCUCUAAUGGACUGGUUGGAGAAACAAAAAAAUAAUUUAAAAGAUAAUGACAUGAUCACAAAUGAGACUGCUGCACAAGCGCACAUAGAAAAUUAUGCAAUAAAAUUGUUUAAUUUUGCAGAUGGAAUGGACCGUCAGGCAAAUUAUAAUAAAAAUAUAGUUAAAUUGUUUUUCACUGCUGGACUACUCAUGGAUGUUUUAAGUGUAUUUGGGGAUGUUUCCGAAGAGAUCACAAAUACUCAAAAAUAUGCAAAAUGGAAGGCUACAUACAUACAUAAUUGCAUGAAAAAUGGCGAGACUCCUACACCUGGACCACCAAAUACAGAAAGUGGACAAAUUGGUUUCAACUUUCCAAAUCAAGGAGAAGACAUUCAACAACCUACAGAUAAUUUUGUUCCUCUAACUCCUACUAAACAUACAUAUGAAGAUUAUCCUGCAUCAAAUCCUAAUGAGUAUCAACAAAUACCCAACAUGUCUACAAUCAGUCCAACAGAAAUACAGCCAACUGUAUCAGGAAGACCAAUCGUACUCAGAGAUGGAAUACAACUGACGCCGUCACAAAUCACUAAAGCACAGAAAUAUUGCAAGUUUGCUGCUAGUGCAUUAACCUACGAUGAUGUUUCUGAGUCCAUUGCAAAUUUACAAAAAGCACUGAAAUUACUAACAACUGGUGAAGAUUCAUAG